Molecule: messenger RNA, 1437 nt
Organism: Bathycoccus prasinos
Lineage: Eukaryota; Viridiplantae; Chlorophyta; Mamiellophyceae; Mamiellales; Bathycoccaceae
Product: DedA family protein
Exons: 1
Coding region: 1-1437 (478 amino acids)
Source: RefSeq, a predicted model, not a curated record
AUGACGAUGAUCUCGCAUGUGUGUAUUCUUUCGUCCUUUUAUUUAAGAGACGCGAAGAGAAUAAAAAGCAGUUGGUCUCCUCCUCAAAAGAAGAAGAGAAUAACAAACUCUCAUCAACUCUUGUUGUCUUCAAACGGACACCCCGGAUUUGGUACUAAAGAGAAGCGUGCGAUGAUGAUGACGUCUUCUUUGUUCGGGGUACUCUCGUCGACGUCGUCGUCGUCUUCUUUAUUGAAGAAGAUGAAAGAGAAUAAAACAAAUGUGAUGAGUGUGCGCCGUCGUCAUCAUCAACGACCGCAUCAGCAUCAUCAUCAUCACGCCUCGGAAACGAAGCGCGAUGGCAGAAGAGCAGGUAAGGCGUUGAGUGUGGCGGCGGUGAUGAUGCCGUCGUUAUUACCAUCUUCGCAUCAGCAUCAGCAUCAGUCGUCGUCAUCAUCAUCAUCAUCGGUAGUUAGUUUGGAUAAUAAUAAUAAUACUAUUAAGAGAGGCAAAGUCGCCGCCAAAGCGGCUGCUGCUGCGCGGGAGUAUCAUCGUCAGCAGCAGCAGAGCGAAGAAGACACAACAAUUUCAAGUGUAAAUUCGACGACGACGAGGACGAUUCAGGAGAGAGUUUUGAACGAGAAUAACGCGAGUCAAAAAAGAAGAAACAAACUUUUGGGUCUCUUCGGGAAGGGCUCGAUGAUGUUUGUACUCGUCGCGAUGAUGGUAACCGCGUCGGCGUUGCUCUUCCCGGAGACUGCUUUGGCGAAAUCGAAAGCGGUCAUCGCGGAACAAUCCUCCGGAUUCUCCGUUAAAGUCAUCCUCGAUUGGAUUUUACAUCUGGAUAAACACUUGGUGGAGUUGUUCGCGACGAGCGGGAAGAUGGCGUACGGGGUGUUAUUCGGGAUUAUCUUCGCGGAGACUGGGUUCGUGGUGACGCCAUUUUUACCCGGGGAUUCUUUGUUGUUCGCGUGCGGCGCGUUAGGCGCAAUAGGGGUGUUGAACUUCCCGUUGGUGUACGGGUUGCUCUUCCUCGCGGCAGUUUUAGGGGAUACGGUGAAUUACAUGUGCGGCUCGUUCUUCGGGGAAGUCGCGAUUAGGAAGAACCCGAGAAUUUUCAAACCAGAUUACAUCGCCAAGACGAGAACGUUUUACGAUAAAUACGGGGGGAGAACGGUCGUUCUCGCUCGCUUUUUUGUCAUCGUGAGAACGUUCGCGCCGUUUAUCGCCGGCGUCGCCAAGAUGAACUAUUCCAAGUUUGCGUUGUACAACGUCAUGGGCGCCGGCGUUUGGAUUACCUCGUUCAUGGGACUCGGGUACUUUUUCGGGAACGUUCCCGUGGUGAAAGAAAACUUUGCGACGACAAUCGUGGUGAUCAUUUUGUUGUCCUUGUUGCCGAUUAUUGUGGAAAUUGUGAACCAUAAGAAGGAUUCGUCAGCUAACUCGGCGUCGGCGUAA